Molecule: messenger RNA, 1648 nt
Organism: Lineus longissimus
Lineage: Eukaryota; Metazoa; Nemertea; Pilidiophora; Heteronemertea; Lineidae
Product: ras-related protein Rab-5A-like
Exons: 5
Coding region: 690-1337 (215 amino acids)
Cellular component (GO): endosome; Golgi apparatus
Molecular function (GO): GTPase activity; GTP binding
Source: RefSeq, a predicted model, not a curated record
CUGAUGCUGGAGAAUACUCUAGUGUACGGCCAUCUACCAAGCUGGAGUAACUAACACUAACUUUUUUUUAUGAACGUUGCUCCUUUUUUAUCUUUGGCGCAAUAUCAUUUUCAAUAUUCUCACUGAUAGAAGAACGACGCGAUGACGAGAAGCAAUCCGAGAGUUUAGUAGGAUAGAUUAAUGACUACUCUAUAUAAUAACCUAAUUCGUCUAUUAUCAUUUGCAGGGCAGACGAUUAGCCUUUUUAGCAAAUGUGUCGUCUGGUUCUUUCGACGCACGUAUGAUGACAUCAUGGUACUUUUGUUGAGAUAUUGAAGACAUGUUCCGCUUCCACGUGGCUGGAGAAUGCUGAUACGUAUUAUAAAACAUGCCCAUUAUUUGCUGCGAACUCAGCCGGGCCAUCACAGUGAAUUUGUAUUGCAUGGUGUCACUUCUAUCGAUAAGAUAUAGGGCCUACGAGGUAUAAAUCAUUGUCAAUAGCAUUGUAAUGAAUGUAAUUCUAGGCCUUUUGAAUCAUAGUCCUAUUUCACAUUAUGAUUCAUGGGCCAGAUCAUGUCAUCAAAACUGGAACAUGGCAUACUGGGUCAUGAUUACCAUUUUGCCACAAGAUAAGUCCAACGAGCAUAAUAUUGUCGGCAUUUUCGUGGAGAGUCUUGUUUUUUUCCCUUCGAAGGCUGCAUUUUGGAUGAAUGAGUGGGUCACGUGGGUCCCCUUCAACUUCCCAUCGCCCCCAGCCCAAGGGGGGAUGUCUUCAGCAAUUCCGUAUCGUCCUGCUUGGUGAGGCUGCGGUAGGCAAGACAAGUUUUGUUCUGAGGUUCGUCGAGGGAAAGUUCUUCGAUAGGCUGGAGAGUACCAUUGGUGCUGCGUUCUCCGCCCAGACCGUAUCCGUGGAUGAUCAAGAGAUGAAGUUUGAGAUAUGGGAUACAGCGGGACAGGAACGCUACCACAGCCUCGCACCCAUGUACUACAGAGGCGCACAAGCAGCUGUCAUUGUGUAUGAUAUAACGGAAAAGGAUUCAUUUUUACGUGCCAAGGCUUGGGUGAGCGAGCUUAAAAAACAAGGCAACCCAACGACAGCAACCGUCAUAGCAUUGGCUGGAAACAAGGCGGACUUAGAGAACAGGCGAUCAGUCGCAUUUGAGGAAGCUAGAUCAUAUGCAGAAGAUAAUGGUUUUAUCUUCAGAGAAACAUCUGCGAAAACAGGACAAAAUGUCAGCGACAUAUUCUUACAAAUAGCACGAAAAAUGCCCAAGGGGGUAUCAUCCCAAGAGCAGUCGGAUCGGAGGCGGCGCUUGAAUCCCGAUGGUUCGGAAGACAGAAAAGAGGGUUGCUGCUGACGAGAGGUUUAAAUUGUGUGUUAACUCUUGAUACGGUCCUGCAUUCACAUCUUGUACAGCUCCUUUGAAUACGGUUUUCAUACUGUAGAUAUUUCACUGAGUGGCCUUGUUCUGAAGCAGUUUGAUUCCAACGAGCACGAAUCUAAAUACUCAGUGGUUUAAGCCUUGAAAGGGAUAUGCACAGUUUUUCCGAAAAAUGACCUUCGAGCUGACUUUUCAGAUCAGCCGCUGGACGCAAAAACAAAAUUGCUGUCUUGACUUGGCAGUUCCAGUCAGUUAGAUGUAAAUAUUUUGUAAAUAAACUAUUUCUU